This is a messenger RNA of Thalassophryne amazonica, 3309 nucleotides long. It is a transcript of the gene tent4b, whose product is annotated as terminal nucleotidyltransferase 4B. Gene Ontology annotation, cellular component: nucleolus; TRAMP complex. The transcript has 12 exons. The record is from RefSeq and is a predicted model, not a curated record. Bases 297 to 2390 code for a protein of 697 amino acids. Lineage: Eukaryota; Metazoa; Chordata; Actinopteri; Batrachoidiformes; Batrachoididae. Gene Ontology annotation, biological process: RNA 3'-end processing. Gene Ontology annotation, molecular function: poly(A) RNA polymerase activity; mRNA binding.
CCGCCAUUGACGGACCCACGAUUAGGAGGAGGAAAGGGUCAGAGAGGCGGCGGCGGCUUCACGUUUCUCCAGUCUUCGACCUCAAGUUUGCCUUCACUUAACACUUUUAACACUUUGCUCGCAGACGUCGUAUCUCUUGCGAAUGAUUUCGGUUGGCAUCUGUAAGUACAUUAGCCUGUAAGGAGCGUGUUAUUUCACUGGACUCCACAAGUAAACGGGCUAACGUUAGCUAGCGAUCCGGUUAGCUGCACGGGGGGUGGGGGGGUGGGGAGCAGGUUUGCCUGCUGUGCCGUUUGAUGGAUCCGAGAAUCGCCUGGUUUCAACCAGAACAACGUGGACCCGCAAACAACCUGUGGAUACAGAUUUGGGAGACGACACAAGGGCUCGGCUACUUGCACGUUAACAGCAGUUACACCACCAGCGGUUCUCAAAGCGUGUCGAGCCCGAGAGCGAUCGUCAACGGGGCGUCCGGAGCCGUACUGGCCGGCGGCAAAGGGUCUCUGGACUCUAACGCCGGUGUCGGUGAAGCCAGGACUCAGGGGAUGUCGACCUCAAUGGGGGACGGAGAAAUAAGCGAACAACGAGACUUUCUACCACUGGAAAGUGAUAGCAACCAAAACAAUCGUUCCGCCAGCAGGGGCGGUAUCGGCGGAGGGGUGCAGGGGAGCGGGGUCGCUGUGGUUUGGAGAGGGCAGUCGGAUGGAGCCGGACACCCAAACAAAAGGAAAAGGGAGAACAAGGCCAGCACUUUCGGAUUCAAUUCUAGCCUCCUGCUUACUGGCGCUGGAUCGCACACAGAAGGUUUUGCAGCUUACACGGGAACACCGUGGAAAACCAGGAACUACUCAGAAGGAAUUGUGGGGUUACACGAGGAAAUCACGGACUUCUUUGAAUACAUUUCCCCACGACCGGAGGAGGAGAAGAUGAGGCUGGAAGUGGUCGACAGAAUCAAGGGAGUCAUCCACGACCUGUGGCCCAGUGCUGAGGUCCAAGUGUUUGGGAGCUUCAGCACUGGUCUUUAUCUUCCAACAAGUGACAUUGACCUGGUAGUUUUUGGCAAGUGGGAGACACUCCCACUCUGGACGUUGGAAGAAGCUCUCCGGAAGAGGAAUGUUGCAGACGAAAACUCCAUCAAGGUUUUGGAUAAGGCCACGGUUCCCAUCAUCAAACUGACCGAUUCCUUCACUGAAGUCAAAGUUGAUAUCAGCUUCAAUGUGAAAAGUGGAGUCAAAGCCGCCCGACUCAUCAAAGAAUUUAAAGAGAAAUAUCCAGUGCUGCCUUACCUGGUCCUGGUGCUGAAACAGUUCCUACUGCAGAGGGACCUCAAUGAGGUUUUCACAGGAGGAAUAGGAUCCUAUAGUCUCUUCCUCAUGGCUGUUAGCUUCCUGCAGCUGCACUACAGGGAGGACGUGUGCAGUCCCAAUAUCAACAUCGGUGUCCUGCUCAUUGAGUUCUUUGAGCUCUAUGGACGCCACUUCAACUACCUGAAAACUGGCAUCAGGAUAAAAGACGGCGGCUGCUACGUUGCCAAAGACGAGGUUCAGAAAAAUAUGCUGGAUGGUUACAGGCCUUCCAUGCUCUACAUCGAAGACCCGCUGCAGCCAGACAACGAUGUUGGUCGGAGUUCAUAUGGUGCCAUGCAGGUGAAGCAGGCAUUUGACUACGCCUACGUGGUUCUGAGCCAUGCUGUGUCACCCAUCGCUAAGUAUUACCCCAAUAACGAGACAGAGAGCAUACUUGGACGAAUAAUCCGGGUGACUCAGGAGGUGGACGAUUACAGGGAAUGGAUUCGAAAGAACUGGCAGAGUCCAUCUCAGAAUGAUCUGCCACUUAACAGAAAUGAUGUCACACUGAUUGUGGAGUCCCAGCAGCUUGACAAAUGCAACAACAAUGUCGCAGAUGAAGAUGUGGUGGUGCGCCCAUCGGUUCAUAGCAGCAAAACCUCCUCCAACGCCUCCUCUCCAUCUCGCUCACUGCGCUCUUCUCCCUCCUCCUCUCCUCUGUUGCCUUCGUCGUCCUCAUCCUCCAUCUGUAGCGAUGUGGACUCUGAUGGAUCUCCGUGUAAGACGGCAAAGCAGCACUCUGCUCAGGUCUCCAGCACCCACAGAGAACACGCUGGUGUCAUCACGAAUCACCGGAGCCAGAAUCACGCUACCAGCACUCCAACUGGAAACAACAAGGGGGGCAAAGUACGCUCAUCUGAAAGGUUAACACCUGUGCAAUGCAGAUUUGAGACCAGAACAUCCCGCCCCCAACAUAAGAGCAGCCACCAGGCACACCAGAGCUCCUCCACCACCAAAAGUCAUCAGAGCAACAAACCACAGCACCACGGCAACAACAAGAGGAGGAAAAAUCAGCGGGACUCCAUGCAAGAAGACCUUUGCAGAUAGGGGUGAUCUCCCGUCCCCACUCGUCCCCGUCUGCUACUGACUCACUGUCCUACUUCUGCUGCCAGACUCCAGUCUAUGGAGGAUGUUUGGACGUACUAAACGUCUGUGCUGUCUUGUCUUCUCUCUCAAGCUUGUUUGGGUGACGAGCAACAUUUUAUAGCAGAUUAAAAAGAACAAAAAAUAAUUAUUAUCUCAUUUACAGUUAAAUUUUCAGAUAUAAACUGAAAUCGCACAGGAUAAGCGCUCAUUUGCUUCUUGGAACUAUUGUGCCACAGCCGGCACCUGCGUAAAAUGCCUAGCACCUCCUGUUGUCCAUGAAAGGACAGGGCGGGUGUCUGGAAUCUACUCUGGAGCAAUACACGGAGCUGGCUGUGUUUCUUCACUUGGAAAAUAGUGGGAUGCGUUUUAAGAAAGAUAGGAGAAGUGGUUUAAAAUGUGCAAACUUGUUAUGCUAAACAACACAAAAACAUGUACCCAUAUUUUAAAUGAUGGUAACUGACAAAUGCAAGUAAUCGGUUAAGUGUGGGACAUAACUUAUGCAUGAGAUCUUUUUGUUGGUUGAUUUUACUGUUGGUUUAUCUGUUUUGGUAUGCCUAUACAGGUGAAACAGAUUUGUACAAAAUGACAAGAAGAAAAAACCUUUAAAAAAAAAAAAAAAUUGUUUCAUAUUACCUUUUUACAUGAAAGACCAAUUGAAGAUGUAGACAUGCACACUUUGUGCCCCCAGCUUUUGGUCCUGUUGCCAAUGUAAAUCAUCAGCAUCAACUUAGCCAGUGGUGAGCUCACGCUUAUGUGCAGCCCCUGUAGGAGACUGGACGGAGCCCAAUCCUCUGAGCCAGCUCGAUAGCACAGCCACAGUGGGGUUUACAGGCUUUAAGACUGCUGGUUUCAAUUCAUCAAAGGGUGAUAAUGGUUUUAU